AUGGUCCAUCGUCCUCGCAAUAGUGCCGUUUUUAUCCUCGUAUGCGAUACUAUUUUGGUCCUUGCAUCUAGCGUCAAUUUGAUCCUCGUCUCGUGUCGUCAUCCUUCUUCAUCUCCGUUCGGUAGUAUUCGCAUCCGACGUGCAAGACCUCUGUUGGGCGUUGGGCGUUCAGAACUAGAACCAGAACCCGGUGUUAUCAGUUCAUUUAUCAAGUACUUUGACGACUUCUUACCGGCCGAUGUUUCGUCGACAUCCCCGGGCAAUCAUCAUUAUCUCCAUCAAGUUGAGAUUUUCUAUCGAAUCUCCAUCUCCAUCUCUGUCCUCGACUCCAACUGGGGAAAGGGUUCGGCUUUAUGUUUCGAGCCCGGAUUGGCAAUGAUACCGUCAGCGAUAGCUUUUGUCUCUUCCCCUUCCAUCGCAAACUCCCCCCGCUCCAUCUCCAUAUCUAUGCUAUAUGCCCCGAUCAACUUCGACAUCUCAAUCGCCACUCAUACAUCAUGUAUCCCUCUACAUAUCUAGCUUGUAUCCAACAACAAUCGCAUUACCUGCUUAACAUGGGUAUCGCCGAUGUACGUCCUAUUUAACAUUGCAUGGAUCCUGAUAGUGAAGCUUAUCGCGCUCAUCUCUUACAGUGCAUUCGUCUCGUCACUGUACUGUAGUGCUGAGAGGAGCCA
Messenger RNA from Suillus subalutaceus, 674 nucleotides. RefSeq lists its product as uncharacterized. The coding region runs from base 1 to 519 and encodes 172 amino acids. The transcript has a single exon. NCBI's taxonomy places the organism in Eukaryota, Fungi, Basidiomycota, Agaricomycetes, Boletales, Suillaceae. The record is from RefSeq and is a predicted model, not a curated record.